Molecule: messenger RNA, 6066 nt
Organism: Polypterus senegalus (gray bichir)
Lineage: Eukaryota; Metazoa; Chordata; Cladistia; Polypteriformes; Polypteridae
Exons: 7
Coding region: 2220-4409 (729 amino acids)
Biological process (GO): G protein-coupled receptor signaling pathway
Cellular component (GO): membrane
Molecular function (GO): G protein-coupled receptor activity
Source: RefSeq, a predicted model, not a curated record
UCUGGCUCUCUGACUGGGGUUGAGGUGGCUCCUUUUAUAGUGGACCCGGAUGUGCUCCAGGUGUUUCCUGACUGGGUGGUGGAAAUGGUACCACAAAGGGCUCAGUUGUACCUGCAGUACUCCUUGGCAGUACCCACGAAGCCCAACAGGGCUGCUUCCAGGUACAACUCAUGGCAUGACCUGCGAGAAUCUGUGGCGCUGUAGCAACCCGGGGGUAGGGGGAAGGGGGUGCCCUCUAGUGUCCUAAAUAUGGUCUUUCCCUCGGUACUUCCACCCAGCUAUCAUCCCAGCUGGGUAAUGGUCAUUGCCCAUCCGUCACAAAUUAUUUAUUUAUUUUAUUACGGGGCCCCAAGGAACACAUCUAGCCUUGACCCCACACUCAUGCACUUAACACAGAGACAAACAGGCUUAAAGUAUAUAUUAAGCAAAUAAUGAAAAGAUAAAAAAAAGUUUUAAACAAACAUGUAUGCAAAAGUCCUCUCUUCUGACAGCAAUAAUAAUUUUUAUAAACCGUACACUUAAGAAACUUAACGAAACGCUAAACACUAGACGUUAUGACUCAAUCCAAAACAAGUUUUCAGUGCAUCAAAUGUGGAUAAUGGACAGAAUGAAUUGUGAUGCCAAGUGAACAGUUUCCUGAAAGUUUUGUCCUAUCAUGUUCCAGUUGUGUGAAGAUAUGUUAAAGUUGGAAUUGUUUUCCCAGAUGAUAAUGUAUAUCGACUCAGAUGAAACUGCACAAACAAGCAGGCACAGGACAAGCACAUAAGUCCAGAAUGAAACUGUAAUACAAACAAAAUUACAUUCCAGUGGAGGGGUGAGAAGCAUAGAAAUAUACAUUAUAUGAAUGUAUACAAAUGAGUGCCAUCCUCGCUGCAUCAUUUUGCUUCUUUUUAUAAGAGAGUGCCUAAUUCACAGCAAUCCCAGCCACUCUGAAGCUGUCCAAUGCUGUAAAACUGCCGCGGCUGCUCAGAGUUGUAAGGAAUUCAAGUAGUGCUGCUACAACUUAGCUGCUGAUAAGAGAGCAGUUCCAGUGAUGCAUCAUAAAAGUGAAUUGUCAUUAGUGUAAAGGAGUGCCAGUUGGGUUUCUUGACACACUGCUGCUGAAAGAAUCACUGGCUGAAAUCACUCAGUGCUAGUGUGUCAUACAGAGGAUGGGCAGCAUUGUCUAUUUCUGUUCAUUCUCAUCUCCAUUAUUAAAUACAGGGGGUCAAGUGCAUAUCCCAUAACUGAGCCUGCCCUCUUAAUUAGAUUGUUGAUUAGGUGGGCAUCUCUUGAUUUGAAUUAAACAAAAUGAGGAAAAAUAUUCAAAGCACAUCAAAUCAAUCUUAACAAGAGAAAAAUCUUGUCAUAUACACCUUAAAGAUGUGAAAAAGUUAUUGUCCGUUCCUAAGCUAAAGUCACUUACAAUUAAAGAAAGUAAUUAGGUUCUGGUGUUUGAAUAAUUUGGCUCCAUAUUUGUGAAGAUGCCAGCACACUGGCAGAUCAUACCACAAUAAAUAGACAUUCCUGAAAUCCUGUGAUUCUUGAACUAUUCCAAAGUCAUCCAUCAGGUUUCCUGGGUGCACCUUCACCAUACAGCAGGAUCAGGUGCAGCAUAGCCUUCCAGUGCCAGAUCUUUAUUAGACAAAAGAAGACAGGGGUAAUUCUGAAAGUUUGUGUACCAAAAUCAAAGAGCAGAUUGACAAUAAGCCACUGAGCAAGGAGGUCAGGUAACACUAGUAAUUGUGGAUUUGAACAAGCAUGGUGAAGGCCCUUAGCCCAUUUCUGGCCUGAAAUCCAAGGCUGUGAUCUGAAUCUAGGAUCCCUAGUCGGUUCUUGAAUCUAGGAUUGGCUCCUAUCUUCCAUAAGCCAAUACUAAACUUUAUAAGCCUAUUUAGAAAUUGGAUGAGCUUUAUCACAUUAUUGCGUCUUACACAUAUGAAAAUGUGAUUAGUUGCUAUGUGCUAUUCAGUAAUUUUUACAAAUUAAAUUCUACCACUGCAUUAACCUAUAUCAGAUUCCCUGGAAAUCUGUCCUUUUUUGUCAUAUUAAAUGUCUCGGUUCAGUUUGCUUCUGAGACUAAUGUUUUUAAGUUAAUCAUGCAACCUGUAUAAAAUGAUAUUCCAUAAAGUUGUCCAGUCGUGGAUAUGGACUGAUGAAAUGUUCAGAUUACCAAAAGUGAGAGUAUUGUGUCUUCUUGCUUUUCUCUUGUUUUCUCUUUUUCCAGGAAAAUUCCAAAAAUGCAAUCAAUACCAAUUGUUUGUGCCUUCCUUAUACUGAAAUGCUUUUUGGUGAACACAGAAUCACAAAACAUAUCAUGUGUGCUGGAGAAGGAAGGGGACAUGUAUGUCCUAGUGACCCUUCCAGUCUGCUCAUCUUCUACAGACACUAUCAGCAGCUCUAAUUGGGAACAUUUUGUCCAGGAACUCACACCUGCACUGGACAUAUUCCUGGGCAACUUUCCUGGAUUUACGAUGGGUUACAAAAUCUUUACAAUGUGCGGAAAUUGCUUUAACCAAACUGCUGAGAAAAAUUUGACAGUGCUUGUUCACGUGACAAGCAGUGAAGUUAACUUCAAUUUUGAUUUUUAUGCACCUGCUAAGAUUGAACUGACUGAAGACAUUAUGCAUACAAGGACAUCUCCAGAAGCUGUCAAGAAAGCAUUUGAAGAUUUAUUUAUAAAGCUACACUGGAACGUCACUGAAAUUAUGUAUGAAAAAUCCAGUAAAUACAUUGAGUUUCAAAAUGAGUACAGUGCUAAUUACUGUACAAACAAGCCGUUGAUAAUAACUGAUUUCACUACAAAGGAAGAUGUCAUUAAGAAUCAAGUCAUGCAGUCCAGUGCUAAUGCUACUGCAUAUUUUGGCAAAUUUAAGGAUUUUGUGACACUUUUUAAAGCAUUUAACAACACAAGAAAGACAUUUAUAUACUGUUGUCUUCAAAAUCUACACAAUCUGCAAUCUGAUUAUGGAGAAACAGACUUAACCAGCACAGUUCUUCUCUACUAUGACCUUCAAGGUUUUGGUAAUGGAUUUGAAGCAUACAUUACGACAUUCAUGAAAUACUGGAAAUACAACAAUGCAAAUAUCACUAUCACUGUGAAUUGUCAAAAUAAGCCAUGGCAAAAUGGCAGUUAUAUGAAUGAACGGGAUAUUGUGCAGAUGUUCUGGACUUACGAUUUUACCAGAAGCCUUUAUAAAAAUGUCUACAGAACGUGUGUUCCAAACUUCCAUGCAUGCAAGACAUGGGCCAGCAACUCGUCAAAUGUGACAAGUGAGAUGACACAAUUUAAGAGAGAUAUUGAAAAUCUGAAGAACUUCAAAGUUGCAUACAAGUUAAGUGCUUACUAUGUGCAAGCAGACAAAUCGGAAAUCACUUUGACCUGCAGCAAAGACCUCAGUCUACCUUUGUCACCAUCAAGCUGCAAUAACGUCUGUCCCUCAUGGAAAAAAAAGGUGAUAAAUGGGAGCUGUUGUGCCAAGUGUUAUGAUUGCCCCAAUGGAACCUUCAGCAAUGGAACAGAGUGCCUGCCCAUCAUGGUUGCCCAUAAGUAUGUGAUUUAUAUUCUGUCACCAGCUGGAAUCCUCCUGUGUGCUGUGGCACUCUUCAUCUUCCUGACUCAUGCCAACACGCCCAUUGUAAAAUCCUCCGGAGGGGGUAUCUUCUACUGCUAUCUAGCUGGCCUCAUCAUUGCUUUCUCCAGUGCUUUCUUAUUCACAGAAAUGCCAACAGAUGAUGUAUGUCGCAUAUGUCUACCUCUGGCUGCCCUGGGGUUCUCUCUCUGUGUCUCCAGUAUUCUGGCCAAGUCUUGCCGCAUACUUCUUGCUUUUUCCAGCACUUCAGAAAGACCAAGCAAGUUUCAGCUGCAUUUCUACAUUGUUAUCAUUGUCUUGGGUACUCUGGGAAAUGCUGUCAUUUGCUUGAUGUGGAUGCUGAUUGACCCUCUGAGAGUCAAGUAUCUGCCAGAAGGACAGCGAUUCACUAACGUGGUGUGUGACCUCACUGAUUCACUUUGGUGCAUUCUUUGUUUCGGCUAUCUGGCGCUGCUGUGUUUGGCAACAUGGAGCUUGGCCAUCAAGAGUACGGCUCUUCCUCCAAGCUUUAUUGAGUCUCACUCCAUCUCCUUCAGCAUGCUGUUCUUCCUCACCAUUUGGAGCUGCACUCUGCUUAUCACUCUGAACCAAAGCAAAGAUCUACAAGCAGUAAUGUUUGGAGUGUCCAUUGUCUUGUCUUCUUGGUGUAUCUUGGGUUGCAUCACCCUUCCUAAGGUUUUCAUCAUUUUGUGGAGACCACAGAAGAAUACCCAACAGUGGAUAAACUACCUAACUUAUGAGUACUGCCGGCAUGUCGCUUACGAAGCUGAUUUGAAUUUUAAGGCUCAGCAUUUGAAUGCCUCUUCAACAGAAACUGUGUUUUCUGUUGACUUGUAAAACAGCAUUGAGUUUCUUUAUGAGGUCUCAAGAUACCACAGCACCCGUGAAUGAAUGGACUUGUUCCUGUUUUUAGGCUUUCACUUCCAAAUUGGGUUAAAUUGUCCUUUAGAUCAUGCUUAUAUGUAAUGGGUAGAGCAACAUACAUACAUUUUCAAACCUACUUAAUCUAUUUCAGGGUUGUGGGGGGAUGAAGCCUAACCCAGCAUCAUAACCUUCAAAGCUGGAAACACUGGACAGGAUACUACUCAAUUGCAGGGUACGCACACACAUGGGCAACUCCACUUGUUGAGAAUUUCGAUUAAGGAUCAAUGUGCUUUAUUACUUGUUUUAGUGCUAUUAGCUUUAAAAAGCUUAGGCCCGAGGCACCAUUAAAUGGUCACCAUUUAUUUUAGCUUAAGUGUCAUUAGCCUGCCUGUCUUUUUAUUUGCUUUGAGCUUUCAGGCAGGCAGAUUUUGUUUUGGAAAUGCAGGUGCUGAGCUUUCUGACUGACCUUAGACUAAACAGGCUUCUGCAUGCAUUCAAGGUCUUUAAUUUUAAGAAAACUAAGCGGGUUCUCAAGUUAGCGCGUAAACACAUAAGCACUUACAUGGCAUUUAGAUUUAUAUAUUAAGGUUCCUUAAUACCUUAGGUGAACAAGUUAAAGUAAAAUGUUUUAUGUUAACUAGUUUGAGCUCUAUAGGAGUUUAAGAAUUGAUUAAUGAAGGCUAGGAACUUUUGCCUUUUUUUAAGCGGAUGCCUGUGAGCUUGAGGAGAGGGGUGCGGUGGUUGCCUGCUUCAAUGCCCAGCAACUCAGCCUCUGUGCUAGCAAGUCAGAUAAUUUGCCACUGUGUGCCACUACCUACGUGCAGCUGCCUUUGUUCGCAGGCUUUCACAUUGGCACUCAUACAUAUAUUUUCGACAGCGUUUAAAUUUAUACUUCAAUGCUUCUUUAUGAAUCAGAAUGAUAAUAAAAAAAGUUACAGCAGAAUGUAUUAAACUAGUUAGCUUUUAGCUAUGUAAGAAUUAAUUGUUAAAGGCUUGUAUUUUUCCUUUCUUUUAAGUUGCCAGGAAGCACCAUGCCAAGGCUGUCUACAGCUUAGCCCUUGUCAGUGAAGCUGUGUGCUGCUGCUUACCGGCUUUUCUGCCUAUUAUUUUAGCCUUAAAGGAUGCUAGUGCAACAAGUAAUUAUUAUUAAUUGAGCAGUCCAGCAUUCACAUGUGGGUCUGCUGAUUCCAACUCAAUGGUGAGAACUGAUUAACCAAAAGGCCAUCAGUUUUUAACAGCUCAGAAUUAGGGAUGUUAGAAUGAAGGCAGAGGUGAUCAAAUAACGUCCUUCAAGCCAAAGAGAUUGUUAAAAGAAGAUGGACUGGGAAAGAAAAUUGUUAUCAGAAGGUCUACUGAGAAGAAGAUUGUUAUGGGGAAGUCCAAGGGGCAAGGGUAUUGUUAUGAGAAAGUCUGCAAAACCAGGUGAUUGUUAUGAAAAACAUAUUAUCAUGUAGAAAACCUGUAAAACAGAUGAUGGGGAACACUGUGAAGGGGGGAUAUUCUGAGAUAAGAAUUGUAAUAAAUUUGAGGCUCACCUUAAGCUUAGGCUCACUUCAAUUGAACUGAGACAGGCUUGAUGUGCUCUGCGAUGGUUUUCUAUGCUGUGUAAUAAAGUCUAAUUCUGACUGCC